AAGGAGCAGCAAGCAGCUACACUUUACGUCCCCUUUACUUCCUUUCCUCUUUUCACUUGUUUUCUGCCUAGUCGAUACCCCCCAACACUCGCGUUUACCCCAACAAUUGUGACUAUCGUUAGCCACUACAGAGUCAAGAUGAGCCAUUGCAGGAAGAGAUGCAAGCGACAGCUGACCAAAGUCUUUCGAUUUUUCUACCGCUUCCUCACAGGGACACUCGAGAAAGACAGCGUAGAAGACGACUUUGAGUUGUCUACUGUGUGCCAUCGACCAGAGGGUCUGGACAAACUACAGGAGCAGACCAAGUUCACCAAGAAGGAACUACAAGUUCUCUACAGGGGCUUCAAGAAUGAGUGUCCAAGUGGAGUGGUGAAUGAGGAAACCUUUAAAACCAUCUACUCUAAAUUCUUCCCCCAGGGUGAUUCGGGUGCGUAUGCACAUUUCUUGUUUGAGGCCUUUGACACUAACAAGAAUGGAUCAGUUAGUUUCGAGGACUUUGUGAUUGGUCUGUCUAUCAUUCUGAGAGGAACGAUAAAUGACCGGCUGAACUGGGCCUUCAACCUGUACGACCUGAACAAAGAUGGCUGCAUCACCAAAGAGGAGAUGAUGGAUAUAAUGAAGUCUAUCUAUGAUAUGAUGGGGAAGUACACAUAUCCCUGUAUGCAGGACGAGGCGCCCAGAGAACAUGUGGAGAGCUUCUUCCAGAAAAUGGAUCGUAAUAAUGAUGGGGUGGUCACUAUUGAUGAGUUCAUCGAGUCAUGCCAAAAGGAUGAGAACAUCAUGCAGUCCAUGCAGCUGUUUGACAACGUCAUCUAGGAGCCUCUGACAUAGAAAAGUUGCUGAAGAACAGGGGAGGUGUGAGUGUGCGCCUGUAUUUGUGUGUUUGUGCGUGUUGUGGGGGGGGCUCUGAGAGGGGCUUGGACAUUGACCCUCAGCCCCCCCAAAAAAAAUCCUGACACCUCCUUCUAACUCCUUUCUCUCCGCACCCACUCCAAGCCAAAAGAAGGCCCCUCCUCUUAUCCAACCUUUCACACACAGAAAAGAGAAGGGCUGGCUCAUAGACUCUGACCCACACCCACACCAAGGACCUGUUCAGGAAUGUGCAGCUUUACAGAAUGUUCAGAUAGAACAUUCUCAACAUAGGAUUAAAUCCCCCUACUCACUGAUCUAAGGUCAGUUUUGCAUAGCCCCAUGUGUUGUGCAGAACAGAUAUCAUUGCCAGUCGUUUGUAAUAAGGAGUCAAUCGUAUCAGCUCUAUUUGUCAAUCUGCAACAUUCGAGGCGAUUUUCCUCAUUGAAUACACUUGUUUCAUUAAUCAUUUUAUUAUUUAACACUCCUGUUUCUGAGAAAGCUACUGUAGCCUGCUGGCUGGACUCAACAUAGGAUUAAAUCCCCCUACUCACUGAUCUAAGGUCAGUUUUGCAUAGCCCCACCUAAUGGUUAAGGUUACGGUCAGGAGUGGUUCAGCGGAUCCUAGAUCUGUGGAUGCCAACUCCUACCAGAGCAGGUUGACUGAUGACACUUCUGACAUUAAUACAGAGGUAACUAGCGCCACUUAGUGGACAAAAGGAGGAAAGGACACCUGGAAAAGGGACAACAGAACAGAAGGGACUGAGGAUCUGAAGGAUGAGACUUACUCUUCACGAACAGAAGAGGCAUAGUUGUUUUCAAUAAGGGACUGAUUUUAAUAUCGCAUGAUGAUAUCUUUCAUAAUAACCUAUAUAUAUUUACAGAAAUACUACAGCCUGUCUGUUGUCUGUCUGCUGGUCCUAGUCUCACCCACAGAUGCCUCGCUCAGUGUAUGUGUGUGUGCGUUUGUGCAUGCGUGUGUACGUAUUUGCGUGCGUUUGAGAGGCUGUACUGGCAUUCCCGUCUCCGUUAGGAACCCAUUCAGAUUUCAACCCCAUCAUACGAGACCUCCUUCGUACUAACACUAAAUUACCCUCUGGCCUUUAUACCUGUUACCUUAGCUGUAGGUGUAUGCUGACUGUUGUACCUCUUCCAAUAACCCUGUGGUCAAGAACUACUAAACAGUCUGUGGCGCUAUAUUGAUGAACAUGCUGGUUGGACCAUCUAGGCACCCGAAGACCCCUUUCUGUAUUUACAGGUGACUAACUGAUGCAGUGAAUUGUGGGAAUUGAAGUUCAAAACUGUAACACUGAUUAUUUUGCAUUAUACUUAUCAUACAGUUGAAACUGAAAGCAUUUCUGUUUAGAUCGACCAUGAAAGACCAGCAACAUGUCAAGAACAAUUGAAUCUCCUUCAGAAUCCCAAUUAAGCCUCUUGUUACAUGUCUACGUGUGUGCGUGGGUAGGUGGGCAUGAAGACAGCAGUAAUGUUUCCUGCCUCCCCCCCCCCCCCCCACUGACACCAAAGAGUCAGGCACACCAACUAAAGUAUUUAAAGCCACCCUCUGUUAUAUCAGGGUAUAAAUAGACACAUUUGUGAAAUGUGAGAGAGGGAAGAGAGGAGAAGGAGCAGAAAGGAGAGUAGGAGUGUUUUUGUGUGUACAUUGUGAGAGAGUGAAGAUUUGUCGAUUGAAUAGUAGUUUCCCAAUUCUUUGCCAACUUGAUGCCGUUUCCUACUGGGUGUUAAAAAAAAAAGGCUGUUUGAAAUGGGGUGGAACGCCUACCUCAUGGUUCUGAAUAGAAUGCUGAUCUUUUGUAAGAAAACACUACCUGUAUCCAUCAACUACUUCCCGUGUCUUUCAUUAAAUUACAUUAAUUACUUCACUUUCAACCCCCAAAAAAUUAUAAUAUGCCAUCAGGUGGGUCAAUAAAACGACAACAGCGGCAUAAGCAAUAAUGUCCAUAUUUUACCCCCUUUUACCUACUCCUGGGAGUAGAUAAAAGUUGCCCCUAAAAACCUGGUCCCUGGUCCAGUUGGGAUUGAGAAGGAUAACUGACCCUAGAACUCUGGUUAAGGCCAACUUCCACCAAGUGUAUUAUUAAUCGGUUAACACCCUUGUUGUAAAAACCUGCACUUUCUUCCAACACCAAUACAGUAUUUGUAACUUCUGAUUUCUUUACAUUUCCAUUUUAUCCAAUUGAACGUUUUCACAUCUCUUUUUUUGGGGAGGCAGGGGAGUGGUCUGGCUCUGAUUGCCCCCUUGCAGGUGCCGUAGGGGAUUUCCUGAACUGACCACCAGUGAAACCUGUCUAUACUCGCAUGUACUGUCAUAAAGCAAGGAUACCUACUAACCCAUUGUUACUGACCGUGUCUAGUAAGUUGGCUAGCCUCAACUGUUGCAUUGCAUAUUUAAGAUGUGUAUAUUUUGUACAGAGAAUAAAAAUCACA
Oncorhynchus nerka (sockeye salmon) is the source of this 3297-nucleotide messenger RNA. RefSeq names its product Kv channel-interacting protein 2-like. The coding region runs from base 139 to 816 and encodes 225 amino acids. Gene Ontology annotation, biological process: regulation of potassium ion transmembrane transport. NCBI's taxonomy places the organism in Eukaryota, Metazoa, Chordata, Actinopteri, Salmoniformes, Salmonidae. Gene Ontology annotation, cellular component: voltage-gated potassium channel complex. The record is from RefSeq and is a predicted model, not a curated record. The transcript has 8 exons. Gene Ontology annotation, molecular function: calcium ion binding; potassium channel regulator activity.